Messenger RNA from Danaus chrysippus (African queen), 1122 nucleotides. NCBI's taxonomy places the organism in Eukaryota, Metazoa, Arthropoda, Insecta, Lepidoptera, Nymphalidae. The record is from the annotation of a GenBank genome assembly.
AUGUGGUUCCUAGUAGCGGUCUCGUUGUUUGCGGGGGCGCAGGCCUGUGUCCCAAGUGUGACUACGGUUAGCGGGACCCACGCACCGGUCACUGUUUGCUCUGGAGCCAUGAUAUUCGCUGAUGACUUCGAAGAAUUUGACCUUGAGAAAUGGCAGCACGAAAACACUUUGGCUGGUGGUGGUAACUGGGAGUUCCAAUACUACAAUAACAAUAGAACUAAUUCGUUCGCUCAAGACGGCAAGUUGUUUAUUCGUCCGUCCCUGACUGCCGACCAGUUUGGCGAAAACUUCUUAUACACUUCAACUCUCAAUAUAGAAGGUGGAGCACCAGCUGAUAGAUGCACCAACCCACAAUGGUAUGGCUGCGAACGUACAGGAACACCAAACAAUAUUUUAAAUCCCAUAAAAAGUGCUCGCAUCCGAACGGUUAACUCCUUUAGCUUCCGUUACGGAAGAGUGGAGGUGCGCGCCAAAAUGCCUGCAGGAGACUGGUUAUGGCCUGCUAUUUGGUUGAUGCCAGCGUAUAAUUCGUAUGGCACGUGGCCAGCGUCUGGGGAAAUUGAUCUUGUCGAAUCCCGCGGUAACCGUAACAUGAUUCAAAACGGACUACAUAUUGGAACACAAGAAGCUGGCUCUACUUUACAUUUCGGACCGUACCCCGAUUGGAAUGGUUGGGAAACAGCUCACUGGGUUAGACGUAACCAAGGGGGAUAUGAUUACGACUUUCAUCGCUACCAGCUCGAGUGGACUCCAGAUUUCAUAAAAUUCAGCAUUGACGAUGUUGAGCUAGGACGAGUAGCGCCUGGAAACAAGGGCUUUUGGGAAUACGGUGGCUUUAGCAAAAAUCCUAACGUACUUAAUCCAUGGCGAUACGGUUCGAAAAUGGCGCCGUUCGACCAAAAGUUUUAUAUAAUCAUUAACUUGGCUGUCGGUGGUACCAACGGAUUUUUCCCUGACAACGUGUUUAAUCCUACACCAAAACCCUGGUCCAACAAUUCUCCUCGUGCCGCUACUGACUUCUGGAAUGGCCGCAAUUCCUGGCUGCCAACUUGGAUGCUCAACCAAAACGAGGGACAUUCGGCCUCUUUACAAGUGGAUUAUGUGAGAGUCUGGGCCUUGUAG